GCAGAACUAGGCACAAGUAAACCGGUUCCACUGUUAAUACAUUGCGCAAAAAUGAAUUUCGUCAGUGUGGCGUUGUUAAUAGCCACAGUAGUAAUGGCGUCCUCGGCGGAGACAGAUACUCCGAGACAUUAUGACCUCAAUCAAGCCAAAGAAUUGUUCGAAAUUUUCGUCAAAGAACAUAACAGGGAAUACAAGGAUGAUGCCGACAGAGAGCUGCAUUAUCAAUCAUUCAAGAAACACUUGGCAGAGAUAAACCAAUUGAACGAGAAGAAUCCAUAUACUACGUUUGGCAUUAACAAAUUUGCUGAUUAUACUCCUGAGGAACAGCAGAGCAGGUUGGGAUUGAGGCUGCCUGCUAAGAAGACAUAAGUUCUGCGACUUCAGUCUAUCGGAAUGCUAUUCCAAACGAAAUAAAUGUAUUGUGACUGCUUGUAAAAUGUUUAAAAUUUAUCGAAUAUGAUUAAUAAACUAUUUGAACCA
Molecule: messenger RNA, 480 nt
Organism: Bombyx mori (domestic silkworm)
Lineage: Eukaryota; Metazoa; Arthropoda; Insecta; Lepidoptera; Bombycidae
Gene: bcpi
Product: BCP inhibitor
Exons: 2
Coding region: 52-369 (105 amino acids)
Source: RefSeq, marked provisional